This is a messenger RNA of Carica papaya (papaya), 2258 nucleotides long. Its product is annotated as regulatory-associated protein of TOR 1-like. Gene Ontology annotation, molecular function: protein-macromolecule adaptor activity; protein binding. Gene Ontology annotation, cellular component: TORC1 complex; cytoplasm. Gene Ontology annotation, biological process: TOR signaling; cellular response to amino acid stimulus; cellular response to starvation. NCBI's taxonomy places the organism in Eukaryota, Viridiplantae, Streptophyta, Magnoliopsida, Brassicales, Caricaceae. The record is from RefSeq and is a predicted model, not a curated record.
AGAAAACUGGGACGAAUCAUUAGAUACAGGAUAGCCAGGCAUGAUUCCGGAAGUAGCAAGUGGACGGCUCGUUGAGGACGUUACUUCUGCUUGGUAAUCAUCUCCAACUCUCGUUAAUUGGGUCCAGAUCUGUAUCACGUUCAGCCCAGCACCAACACUUAAAACGACGCCGUUUUAGGAGCUGGAAACCAUAAGCCAGCAAUGAUCAAACGGCGCCGUUUUGAUGAAUGAAAAAAACAGAAAGAGGCGUCUACGUCUCUGAAGAAGAAACGAGGACUGAAAGGGAGAGGAGAAGCCUCAAGAGGAAGAGGCGGGCGAAAAUUUGGGGCGGCCGCCUACAAGAGGGGAGAUCUGGAGGAAAAAGGAGGAGACAGAGAGAGACAGGAGCUAGAAAGAGAAAGCAGAAAUCAGAUCUGCAUACCCUGGAGCGCGAGCAGAAGGAGAGAACGGGGAGCUUGGCGGAUAUUUAGAAACGAACUGGUGGAGCGAGUGGUAGCGAAGCAGAAGCUGAGAGUGACCCAAAGCGAUCUGGUGGAAGGCAGACUGGAGCAAACCGAUUGACGAUGGGGAAGCUGAAGCUGAAGUAGAAGCAAUCGCAGAGAGCUUAGAGGGAGAAACUGGGAAAAAUAUUCAAGUCAGGUUCCUUUAACAUUUAGGACUCCUCAUGUCAGUCCUCCUCGACCAAGUUACUUAACCGGAAGGAGGAGAGUUUGUUCUUUAUAGUUCAGGUCUCACCUGAUGAAUUCUCCAGAUUCAGGAUUAGCUGAUCCACUUUUAGGCUCAGGGGGCUCUGUGGCUUCAGGAUGCAGUUUGCUUCCACAAUCAACUAUUUACAAUUGGAGUUGUGGCCACUUUUCUAAGCCACUUCUCACUGCAGCAGAUGACAGUGAAGAAAUAAUAGCCAGAAGAGAAAAAAAGAAAAAAUUGGCCCUGGAGCACAUUACAAGAUGCCAGCACUCUUCUGUUAACAGGCUUAAUGAUAAUAAUCAAAUUGCUAGCUGGGAUACAAAAUUUGAAACUGGUACCAAAACAGCUUUGCUUCAACCCUUUUCAUCUGUUGUAGUUGCUGCUGAUGAAAACGAGCAAAUUAGGGUAUGGAAUUAUGAGGAGGCUACCCUUCUCAAUGAUUUGAGAAUCAUGAUUUUCCUGACAAAGGAAUUUCUAAGCUCUGCCUUGUCAACGAGCUUGAUGACAGCUUGCUACUUGUAGCUUCAAGUGACGGAAAUAUUCGUAUUUGGAAAGAUUACACUCUGAAGGGUGAACAAAAGGUUGUUUCUGCAUUUUCUUCUACUCGAGGUCAUAAACCUGGUGUGAGAAGCGUGAAUGCUGUGGUGGACUGGCAGCAGUUUUCUGGAUAUCUGUACGCUUCUGGAGAGGUAUCAACUAUAAUGGUCUGGGACCUGGAGAAAGCGCAACUUGUUAGUUCAUUUCCAUCAUCAUCAGAUUGCAGCAUUACAGCAUUGUCUGCUUCUCAAGUCCAUAGAGGUGCACUUGCUGCUGGAUUUGCUGAUGGUUCUGUUAGGCUUUAUGAUGUUCGAAAGCCUGAAAUGCUUACUUGCUCGACUCAUCCUCAUACUCAGAAUGUAAAAAGAGUUAUGGGGAUUGGCUUUCAACCUGGACUUGAUCCUGGAAAGAUUGUUAGUGCUUCUCAAGCUGGUGACAUUCGGUUCCUUGAUAUCAGAAAUCUGAAGGAUGCUUACCUGACAAUAGAUGCUCACAGGGGCUCACUUACAGCUUUAGCUAUUCAUAGGCAUGCCCCAAUCAUUGCUAGUGGUUCAGCUAAGCAGUUGAUUAAGGUCUUCAGUCUGGGGGGUGAACAACUAGGAACUAUUCGUUACUACCGUAGCUUCUUUGCCCAGAAGAUUGGUACUAUGAGCUGUCUCACAUUCCAUCCCUACCAAAUACUACUUGCUGCUGGUGGUGCAGAUGCUUUUGUCUCCAUAUAUGCUGAUGACAAUGCUCAAGUGAGAUGAAUUUGUAGUAUUUUCUUGUAUCUUCUCGUUGAAUCUUUCAAGCAGCAGGAGUACACAUAUAAUAUGAUUGUGGGAGAAGGGAUUUGGAUCAUUGAAUGGGAAACAUUCUGCUGCGCCAACCCUGUGCUCUCCGUCUUUCUGGAUAGAGUGGCUGGUACAUCAGCCGAAAAUGUAUGGUAUAUAUUCAUUAGCCUUCCAGUGCUGAGGACCCACAGAUGGAAAGCGUGUAAAUUUGUUAUAUAGGUAAAUGCGUGCAAAUAGUUGUUUAGUCUUUUGGUUUUCUCA